This is a messenger RNA of Stegodyphus dumicola, 1960 nucleotides long. Its product is annotated as major facilitator superfamily domain-containing protein 6-like. Gene Ontology annotation, cellular component: membrane. Gene Ontology annotation, molecular function: transmembrane transporter activity. Lineage: Eukaryota; Metazoa; Arthropoda; Arachnida; Araneae; Eresidae. The record is from RefSeq and is a predicted model, not a curated record.
AGGUUUCUCUGUUCUCAUUAAUGCCUCAUCAAAUCUCAUUAAAUAUGGGAUUCCUGAAAAACGAUCCCACCUUCUGAGAAUAUACACAUCCUAGAUUAUGAAAAUGAAAUUUGCAGUUCUUUUUCUCCAAAAACCAGUUUUGCGCCGUAAUCUACAACGAAGCAACAAAACAAUUUUAACUUCUUAAUGCCAUUCAUGAGCAGCAAUGGAUACAGAAAAGAAACCAUGGUACAUUCUCAACAAAAGGCUACUACCUAUGAAGGCUCAUUAUUUUUUCUUCUAUGGCGGAAUGGGUGGUACUGUUCCAUUUAUGCAAGUGGUGGCAAAAGCUCUUGGCAUUAGUGCGACCGGCGUUGGAAUCAUUUAUACAAUAAUACCGUUCUGUGUCUUUUUUGCGAAACCUCUCUAUGGUUAUCUUGCUGAUUACUUCCAAAAUCUAAAGAUUAUUCUCAUUAUCCUCAUUGUCAUAACAGUAGGAGCUUUUAUGAGCGUUUUAAGUAUUCCAGCAAUAAAUAUCCUCUCAGGGGAUGAACAAAACGUACAAACUUAUUGUCCAAGUCCCGAAGACAAGCUAUUUAUUAUAACAUCGGAUUAUGAAGGCUCGUGUUUGACUGGAUUACAAACGAAUGUCAGCUGUAUUAUUAAAUAUUAUGGCUGUGAUGAACCUGAUGCUUCGGUCAAAACAUUAAGUGGUGCUCUAGACUUCAGCCAACCAUUAAAAUAUAUAAAUGACACAAUGAUUCAGAUACAGUUCUGGAUAAAUAAUAGCUCAGAUCUCUCUUGUGAAUGUAUUUCAAACAAGAACGUUUCUAUAAACUGCUCCACCAAAAUGAGAUCAUGUUUAUUAAUUGAAAAUGCCGAAUCAUCAGUUUACAGAACUUACCAGUUUUGGGUUUACAUGCUCUUGGCUAUUAUUUCUGGUACGGGUAGCGCGACUGUCUGGACUUUGAGUGAUGCAGCCUGCUGCGAAGUUCUAGGUGAAGACACAAAUAUUUUUGGAAGGCAAAGAUUAUGGGCUACUGUUAGUUGGGGUUCCGUCACUCUUCUUUCUGGGUACCUAAAUGAUUUAGCCACUGCUCAUUCGAAUCAUUCCGAUUAUUCUCCUGGGUUCUAUAUCAUGUUAGUUCUUGUUUCUGUAGACCUGAUUAUACUGAUGAAUAUACAUGUAGCUAAAAGUAGCGUUUCAAUGAAUAUAUGCAAAGACGUUGGCCAGAUCUUCGCAUCUUUGAAAACAGUUGUUUUUGCCAUUGGUGUGUUCAUCGCUGGCGCUUUAUCUGGCCUCAUAUGGAGUUAUGAAUUCUGGUACCUGGAAGACCUGGGAGCCCAUCAGACUCUUCUAGGUUUAGCAGUUGCAGUUCAAUGUUUAGUUGCAGAAGUUCCUUUUUUCUUCUUCGCUGGCUGGUUCAUCAAGAAGCUUGGUCACUUUUAUUGCCUUUCGAUUACUUUCUUGGCGUUUACCUUGAGGUUUGGUCUAUAUAGUGCUCUCAAAAAUCCAUGGUUUGUUCUACCUGUAGAGCUCUUACACGGUUUUACAUUUGCACUUUUCUAUGCAUCAAUGACGGGAUACGCUUCUGAUAAUGCUCCGUCUGGAACUGAAGCUACUAUGCUUGGAAUCUUAGGAGGAAUAUAUGAAGGUCUUGGCAUUGCAUCAGGCAAUCUUUUAGGUGGCAUUGGUUUCGACAAAUUAGGAGGAAGCACUACAUUUUUCUCAGCUUCUAUCAUUAGUUUAAUUUGCACCCUAUCAUUUGCUAUAUCACACCUUAUUAUGAAACGGCUACCCUACAGAGAAGAUUAAAAUGUGCUAAAAAUCAGUCUCUUCAGACAUAUUUUGCCUUGCUGUGACCAAUCAUAAAAUUUUGAAGUGUAUAUUCCUGUGUUAUUUACUUAUAGAAUGCUAUCUUUUGCAUUUAAUAUAUUUAUACUGAUAUAAUUUUUUAUUAAAAAUAAUUUUAACUGUCGU